GGAGUUGCACUGAUGUUGGCGAUGCAGAUCAAUGUAUGUACCUUCCCCAAGUCCACGAAAGAAUUGUGCUUACAAACAUCCUCCAGCUUAUCGUCGUUGUAGUGCCAGGCCUGGCUGCCGUCGUUGCUAUGAUGCGCCGUUACGCUCCUCGUUUGAAGACUGUCCGAUCUCGCGAAGCUAAGCUACGGUCCCGCGUGAACGCCGCAUUCAGCGAGAGCGUGGACGGCGCCAGCUGCAUCUCCGUUUACAAAGUUGAAACAUCGGCCCGGUCUCUUCUUGUCCAACGGCUGAAUUCUUGGAGCAGUAUCCGUCUGCUGGCCGCCGCAAACCUACGCUGGCUUGAAGUGAGACUUGACGCUGUUGUUGCCAGUACUAUUGGGCUCACGGGUCUGCUUGUCGUGGCUUCCUCAGCUUCACUAUCACCUUCCAUCAUUGGCCUGAUAAUGAGUCAGGCUCUGAUACUUCCGGCAUCCCUGCGACAAGGCAUGAGGUUCUCUACGAGCGCGCUUCAGUCGAUGGUCGCAGUUGACCGUCUAGCAUCUUAUGCGAUCAGUCUACCUCGUGAGGGUGAGACGGGGCGUGCCUUGGGGUACCGCUUUUCUCUUGAGCAAUCGUGGCCGAACACUGGGGAGAUAGCCGUUCGGAACGUGAGUGUCUCUCACCGUCAAGAGCGUGACCAGGAGACAUCCUCUGCGUUACAGCAAAUGUCAUUCACCAUCCAAGGCGGUACGCAUGUCGCGGUUGUAGGCCCUACAGGGGGAGGCAAAUCGACUCUAGUCGCCCUACUCCUCCGCCUACUCGAUCCCGCGAUGGGCACCGUCACCCUGGAUGGCAUACCGAUGGUGGACAUUCCGCUGCAUGUCCUCCGGUCCCAUCUCGUUGCAGUCCCUCACGAUGCCGCCUCAUUCCCCAAUAGUACUGUCCGCGAAGUUGUCGAUCCCAAAGGCAGCCAUUCUCGUGACGAUAUCAUUCGUCUACUCUCGGACUUGGACAGGUUAGCCGGACUGCAUAGUCAGGCACCUCUCGUCCUCGACGAACUUAUUGACGAGCAGGUGGCACAAGGGACAGGGAGAGCACAACUGACUGCCUUAGCAUCCGUGAUACUCCAGAAACCACGGGUAUGUGUGCUGGACGAGACACUGGGAGGCUUAAGCGUCCAAGCGGACGUUGAAGUUACCAAGAUGGUAAAAGAGAGACUGAGGGGCAGCACCAUGGUGGCGGUCACGCAUCGCAUGGAGGCUGCCAUGCUGUUUGAUCGAGUGCUCGUCCUUUACCAGGGCAGGAUACAGGCUUAUGGUGACCUCGUCGAUGUGUGGAGCAAGAAUGAAUUCUUUAGAAAAGCGUGCGAUAGAGACGGAGUUACGCUUGAGAAGAUUAGGAAAGUCGGGAUAAAUAGUUGAAUGACAAGAGAGAUGUAGAUAGGCUAUGCUACUAAUAGAAACUAAUCGGCUCAGACAGCUCAGUCUUGGACUGACGGAAGUACGAUGGUCAUCAAAUCGGACUCUCAGAAUAUCUUUUGAUUUGAUCCAAUUCAUACAGUAAGGUACUCGAU
This is a messenger RNA of Colletotrichum phormii, 1552 nucleotides long. Its product is annotated as P-loop containing nucleoside triphosphate hydrolase protein. Gene Ontology annotation, biological process: transmembrane transport. The record is from RefSeq and is a predicted model, not a curated record. The coding region runs from base 36 to 1400 and encodes 454 amino acids. Gene Ontology annotation, molecular function: ABC-type transporter activity; ATP hydrolysis activity; ATP binding. Gene Ontology annotation, cellular component: membrane. The transcript has a single exon. Lineage: Eukaryota; Fungi; Ascomycota; Sordariomycetes; Glomerellales; Glomerellaceae.